Molecule: messenger RNA, 3582 nt
Organism: Caenorhabditis auriculariae
Lineage: Eukaryota; Metazoa; Nematoda; Chromadorea; Rhabditida; Rhabditidae
Source: the annotation of a GenBank genome assembly
AUGAGAUUUGCACGGCGACGACGGACGAUUCGACUUCAGAAGACGAAGAAGGAGCGACGUCGUCGGGACGAAUGCGCGGAGCCGAGUGAGGCGACGGGCGGCGUGAACGAUGCCACGUCAUGCAUGCAAUGCGUUAGACAAAUACCACUUUCCUUAUUCACGGGGCCGUGUACGACGAGUGUUAGGAUUAGACACCAUUCCUGUGAUAAUACAGCACAAAUCGAUUUCUUCGAUGACGCGCCAGGUCCUGAGAGUUGAAAACUGAAAAAUGACACGUCGAAUGGGGCUUAUCUGCAGUAAGCCCAAAAAACUGAACUGCUGAUAAAGGAGGAGGUCUGGUUGAAUUCUUCACGAUGAAAUCUUUGUCAAUGGGUCCAAAAACUUCUACACAUUGAUAACUCAACCAUAGCAGUGGGUUCGAACAGAAACUUUGUGAAGAAAUCUUCAAAUUACGUCAUUUCCGCAUUUGGAAUAUGAUAACCACUGUAGAAAAACAUUUUUCCUCGCCAAAACAUUUUACAGCAUUGUCAUAUUUUUUGAAAAUUAGUCAGCGAGAAAAUUUUCCUCUAGCAAAUCUAUAAAAAUGUUCAAUGUGACUAUUUUUCAUUUUAUUUUUUUUUUCUAUCAAUUCAGCCGUACUCAUUUGUAUUUUUUGUUAAAAGUAAGCUCAAUAAGGUUCAGAUGAAUCAGUGAAAAAAAAUGUCCUGCAGAAACCGAGAGAAUCUCGGUUAUCUUGAGCAGAAGGCGGAUCUUUUUCCCGAACGGAACAAGAGCUGAGUGAACGAUUUCUCUGCAAAGAGCCUUAUGAAGAUGGAUCGUGGAAGUGCGAAAAGGAUUGUGUUACAUAUAAUACGCGGCUCUCAAAGGACUCGUUCUGUCCGAUGAAUUCGGACGUCAGCGGCGGCUGCCCUGUGAAAUCUUCGAAGGCAAGGUUGGUCCUUUUGCGACAAAUGAGAAGAUUUCGCUCGAGCGUGUAAUGGAUAUCGGGAAAUCUUAGAAGCAUGUCCAGCGCAGAUAGGCAAAGUAAACUUGUAACAAAAUCCGGAGGGUUUUGGACAAAGUCAACUUUGGCAUUCGGGAGUCGAGUCCGACUUCCCGUCGUCAGAAUUCCCUCGCGCCGGAGAAACGCGUCAAUCGCGGCGGCACUGCCGCGGCGCAAUCAGCUUCUGAUGCCCAGGAAACGGAGGUCCGAAGACAUGGAUUGUCGUCCGCUGGCUCAGCUCGAGGAGCCUGAGGACGACCUGCAGCCGACCCUCGACCGCUUCGCCGAAGACACUUCCAUGCUCGGCUUUCGUUAUCUUCACACACGAUACAAAACGUGGUUCCGGUGAGUCUCAUGUACACAAAAACGUCUGAUUUCAGACAAUUCUCGAGAAUCAAUAUAGAAGAGGCGUGAAAAUGAGUUAAGGAGUCUACUUUCAAGUUUAUAAGCAUUUCUCAUUAAAAAUUUUCUCCUUUGAAUUAAAAAAAAAAAUUAACCUGGAUGUCAAAUUUUAACGCGGUAUCAAAAAGAUUUAUAUGGUAGAAAAAAAGAGGCGAGUGCCGCAAUACUGCGUGAAAAGAACCAUCUGUGCUUUUAUGAAAGAAAUUUCAGAAGUUUCUUGUUUUUUUUUUCUUUGCAUUUUCAGCGCUGAGUGAUAUCAAAAACGAGGUGCGAUUGAGAAAAUGACUCAGAAGUUUGAUGUUGAUAGGUAGUUUUCGUAUUUAUUAUGUUUUUUUUUUGAAGUUGUCUUGAAAUACUUUUCAAACUUUCAUCAUUUUCUCCUGCUUUUAGGGUUCUCUGGGCUCUGGUGCUUUUUUUCUUCAUAGGUCUGACACUCUAUCAAGUCGGAGAACGCAUAACCUACUAUUUCAUAAGGUGAACGUUGAAGUCAGAAAAUGAAGAACAAGUUGUUUUGAGAAACCCGCUGACGACACGGCGGAGCUACGAAACGUUGCCAAAGAUGUAUUUUCCCACAGUCGGUGUCUGUAAUAAAAUGCAACUCAAGUUUUUUUUUCCAAAGAUGUUUUGGCAAAUGCUGAGUUUUCAGGGCGUCAGCAGUGGCUGCGCGAGAUUCGGACCUUCUCAAAGCGCUCUGUUUGGUACACGAAAACAACGGCUCCGUUUAGAAAUGUUUCUUUCGUAGAGCUCAAAAGUUUUUUCAGGUCACCAAAAACAGAACAAACUUGAAGUACCUAAACAAUUUCGAUGCAGUCGACUUAAUGGACAUUUACCGCCAUGGAUUCCAAACUGCCGACGACUUAUUUGUCAGGUGGAAUCAAAAACUCCAUUUCUAUGUCGGAUCCAUCUGAAAGAAAAUGAAAAAAAAAACUUUUGUGAUUAAAUUUUGGGUCUUUUUUAAAGUGCUUGCCAGAUAAAACAAAAGACAAGUACAAAAAGUGGGCUGCAAACCUUUACGACAAUCUUAAUAGCUUGAAAAUAAGUACUUCAAAGAAAAUUAAAAGGCGCAAUGAAUAGAUUCGAAUAAAAUAGUAAUAGAUCCUUAAUUGAAAUCGUGUGACGUAUCCCAAUAUGACUUACUAGGGAACCACGCGAACUCGUAAUCGCGGAUCGAGUUCAAACUUUAGUGGUUUAUAGACCCAAGUAUACUUGAAAAUACUCAGAACAAGAGAGAAUAUCUGCUAAAAGAUAGAAAACUGAGAAAAUUUUGUCGAAAAUGUGCAGAUUAGGCUUGAAAAUUCUCAUAAUACUGCUUUUUACCUUAUUUUAUAUUUUAAUACAGUCGCCUUGAAUGAUCCGGCUAUGAUAAACUUUAAAAAACUUUUUUCAAGCCAAAAGGAGGAGGAAAGCAAAAAUUUGAUUAUUUUCAAGUCUAAACUGUUCAUUUUCAAAAAUCUUUUUCUUAGAAGCCUAUGGGGUUUAGCAGAUGAUCUCUCCUGUUUUCAAGUACUCUUACCCGGGUCUACAAGCCACCGAAGUUUCAAUUUGAAACACGUACCCGAGUCCGAGUAGUUCCCCAGUUAGGCAUUAAAAUUUAAUCAAAUUUCUGAAGAAUCUUGGAUCUGAUUGAUUUUUUCUUUAAGAAAGGAAUGAAGUUGGUUUAGCUGCGAGUUCGGGAAAAGUGGCUCGUGUCAAGACGACAUCCGGCCAAUGCUGACGCCGAACGGACUGUGCUUCGCAGUGUCGCCAAACAAAACAGUUCUGCGACCCGGUCCUGAAGCGACCUUGUCUCUGCUGCUCAAUCUAGAGGUUCACGAAAUCAUUCCUGGAAUGGCCAUCGAACCAGGCGUCAUCUUCUCCAUCUACGACGGUCAAGACUCUUUAUCGCACUUCACAGAAGGGAUCCACCUCGAGGCCGGCAAAGUCGUCACCAUCCCUGUCAAUGAAGUUCGCAAGGUACGAAACUGUCUCUUACUUUCGAGACCUGUAUUCAGCUCCAACGAUACGAAGGCAACUGCGGGACGUCGAGGAUGGACUCGUUCUCUGAAAAAGAGUACUCCAAGGCGGCCUGUGAGUGGACACGCAGCGUACGGCAGAUCGAGAAGCUCUGCCACUGCAGGCCAAUGAUCAAUCCCGUCUUUCGAGGCUACAUGAGCGGCGGUGUGAGUUCUAGUCAUUUCUCAGCCAAACUCCUUCUUUAA